GUACACAGGAGAGCGUGUGCUAAAAAGUACACAGGAGAGCGUGUGCUAAAAAGUACACAGCAGAAGCUGCCAGUUCCUGGCAUAAAGUGCAGGCAUAAAAAUCAGAAUCUGCUAUCUGUACCCAGCCAGGCAUUUAUUGACUGACUCCAUCUGCCAAAUCAAGCUAUCCCUGUGCAGUUUUCAACUUUUUCCUUCUAACACAGAUUUCCAAUAAACUACAUCUUUUACUGCCAAUAUUGAUCCCAAAAUGUCCAGGAAAAGAAAAGUUGACGGUGAAGGCAGACAAUUUAAUGACAAAUGGGAAAAUGAAUACAUGUUUGUGCUUAGAGAGGGCAAACCAGUGUGUAUAUUGUGUUAUGAGACAGUGUCGGUGAUGAAAGAGUACAUUAUACGUCGUCAUUUUGACACAAAACAUAAUGUUAAGUAUGGCAAAUAUACUUUGGAAGAAAAGCAUAAAAUUGUUAAAGAACUAAAAGGCAAACUACAAUCACAGCAGCAAAUGUUUACAAAGGCUACAGCAAAAAAUGAUGCUGCAGUGAAAGCAAGCUUUAUAGUGGCUGAAGAAAUUGCCCGUACUUCAAGGUGUUUUUCAGAGGGUGCCUUUUUGAAGCAAUGCAUGCUAAAAGUGUGUGAGCAAGUAUGCCCAGACCAGAUACAGAGUUUUCAAAAUGUCAGUUUGUCAAGAAACACCAUUGCAGACAGAGUUCAAGAACUCUCAGGAAAUCUAUCAUCACAGCUGGCCGAACAGGCAUGCAGUUAUCUCGCUUUUUCACUUGCUAUCGAUGAAAGCACAGACAACACUGGUACAGCGCAGCUGUCCAUCUUUAUACGUGCUACGAAGACCGACCUCUCUGUCACUGAGGAACUUUUGGAUGUAUCUGCCAUGCAUGGGACGACGACUGGUAGAGAUAUAUUUGAGGCUGUGGAGAAAUCUAUAAAUAAUUUUAAAUUACCCUGGGAAAAGUUGGUGGGGCUAACUACUGAUGGCGCACCUUCAAUGUGCGGAGAAAAGAAAGGCUUGGUUGGACUAAUGAAGGAAAGAAUGCAAAAAAGUCACUGCCACACACCCUUGAUUACUUAUCAUUGCAUUAUCCACCAAGAGGCUAUGUGUGGAAAAGUUCUGGACAUGAAUGACAUAAUGACCACAGUCAUUAAAACUAUUAACUUUAUAAGGGCACGUGGCCUGAAUCAUCGCCAGUUCCAGCAGUUUUUACAGGAGGUGGGUGCAGAGCAUGGAGACGUGCCAUACCACACAGAAGUAAGAUGGCUGAGCAAGAGCGCAGUCCUCAAAAGAUUUUUUGAGCUCAGAGAAGAAAUUGCUCUUUUCAUGGAAAGUAAAGGAACGCCCUUGCCUGAACUGUCGGAUCCCGCCUGGCUAUGUGAUUUUGCUAUGAUGUGUGACAUAUGCGAGCAUCUCGCCCAACUAAAUCUGAAGCUGCAGGGACGCAAACAAGUCAUCACGAAGUUGUCUGACAUGAUCACAGCAUUCCAGCGUAAACUUCAACUAUGGAAGUCCCAACUGGAACAGGACAAUCUUGCCCACUUUCCCGUUUGUUUGAGUAUCUCAACCACUAUUUCUGGUACUUUUCCUUGCAGUCGGCUGGCUACCAAAGUUAGCCGUUUACUAAGUGAAUUUGAGCGGCGCUUCUCUGACUUUAGAACACAGCACUCAGGCUUUGACAUCUUUGCCAAUCCUUUUACAGUUGAUGUUCGCUACAUCCCUAUUCAGAUGGAGAUAAUCGAGCUUCAGUCUGACAGUGGCCUGAAAUCAAGGUUUCAGGAUGUUGAAAUUGAGGACUUCUACCCUCUACUGCCCCCUGACUCAAUGCCAGAGCUCCGACUUCAUGCUGCCCGUAUUCUAUCCAUGUUCGGGAGCACCUAUCUUUGUGAACAGAUGUUUUCAAUAAUGAAUCUGAACAAAAACAAGCACAGAUCACGCAUUACCGAUGACAACCUCCAUGCUGUUUUGCGGGUUGCUACAGCCCAAGAAAUAAAACCGAACAUUGACUCAUUGAUCCGGGGAAAACGGUGUCAGACAUCUAGCCAGAAAACAAAACAAUGAGCAUUUUAGGUACAUUCCAAUAUUACUGUUUUACUUGAUAGCAUGUGAGUUGGUUAACAGCACUGUUAAGGAAAAGAUUGUUCCACUCAUUUUAAAUUCACAUUUCUGGUUAACGUUGUCAGUUUAUGACUGUUCAGUAAACCAUUCGGCCC
Xenopus tropicalis (tropical clawed frog) is the source of this 2214-nucleotide messenger RNA. RefSeq names its product general transcription factor II-I repeat domain-containing protein 2A-like. NCBI's taxonomy places the organism in Eukaryota, Metazoa, Chordata, Amphibia, Anura, Pipidae. Bases 248 to 2062 code for a protein of 604 amino acids. The transcript has 2 exons. The record is from RefSeq and is a predicted model, not a curated record.